This is a messenger RNA of Paecilomyces variotii, 3495 nucleotides long. RefSeq lists its product as hypothetical. The transcript has a single exon. The record is from RefSeq and is a predicted model, not a curated record. Lineage: Eukaryota; Fungi; Ascomycota; Eurotiomycetes; Eurotiales; Thermoascaceae. Bases 208 to 3363 code for a protein of 1051 amino acids.
UCUCCUGCAGAAGGCUAUAAACCAUCUCGAAAGCAAUAUCGACUUCAACUUCAAAGUUCCUAUAAUCUUCAACUGCACGAAGGCUACUGAAAGACUAACCUUUUUCUUCUGACACCUUUUUCUUCCCCAGAAAGGCAGCUCUGAAUACUGCCAAACGACAAGAGGCACCUGGACGAUUGGGCUACUGGUCAAUAUACAGGCAACGCGAUGAAUAAUCGUGAUUAUUUGAGGGAAAUCUGGACGCAAAGGCCGCCAGAGGGCACCAUCAAGCCUCCAGAGUAUCCGCCCAGACCGGAUCUAUUUGACGAGGUUGAAUGGGGUCCAUAUGUGACCCCUGAACAGGCCAAGUUGGCAUAUCGGCUCUGGUCCUUACCCGACGGGAUCUUGGGCGAGGAAGUCCCGCGGUUGCCCCAGCGGUAUCGACGUCCAAAUGUUCAAGCCGAGCGAGACAGCCAGGAUAUGCACGCUCUGGUCCAUAAUGUCUAUGAGCAUCUGAUGCAUGACGCUCGGCUUCCGAAAACAGAAGAGCCCUGGGACGUGACAGCACAGAUGAAGACGACCGACAACGGCACACUGGGAGGAUGGAGUUACGAGGAGAUUCUUGCGUCCCCGCACAAUAGUGAAAACAGCAGCGAGGCCUCCGUCGAUGAAACAAUCCUCAUUGAGGGCGAGGAUGUACUGACGGCCAGAUACUGGACCGUUGUCAGACUCCAAGCGGAGCUGAAAAGACGAGGUCUCGAGCACAGAGGCAAAUCGGCUGAAUUGCGGAGAAGAUUGCACGAUCAUGAACUACAACGUCGACGCAAAGCGGAAAAGGAAGAAGCGAAGGGGGGUGUCAGCAGCAUCCUGCCUCGAACCGAUUUAUCCCAGUGGGGUGCACCACGCCAGGAUGAUUAUAUGAUCAAAAUUACCAAAGGCGCCCAUUUUUCGCCGCUUGAUAUGUACACGUGGGCAAUCUCGUUGAGUCCCUAUAAUCCUGCGUACUGGGUGAGUCGUUCUUAUCUAUACUACCAGCAAAGCUUCUUUGAUCUCGCCAUCGGUGAUGCAUACCGAGCACAGCUCCUUUGUGAGGUUCUUGUCAACCCUCGGGACCGCAACCGCCAGCCAGGCUUGUACACUCGGAUCUGGCACGCGAUUGAACAGCACAUUCUGCAAACGCCGCUGGAAGAUGGGCAAUUGCCGCCCCCGAUCAGGAGAAUGCGAGAAUCCAACGGUGUGAACUCCUUCAUUCCGACUGUCCGUAAGGCGUUGCACAAUAUCAUGAGUCUCAGCUUAAAAGCGCUGCAGUGCUGGCACGACUACGACCAUAUGGAACAAUAUUUGCCUCAGAGGGUUGUAAUGCCAGAUCGCGAUAUGGACGCAUUCAAAAGCCGGAAAGCGUACACUGAGAACUUCGUCAAGGCGCAAAAGGAGAAGAAGGGGAAGAACCCAAAGCUAUUCUUCUUCGAGAAGCGCGCGGGCAGCGUUACGGCAAGAAACUACCCUUACAGCGUCAGAGAUGUGGAUCGGACCAGCAGGCAGUUCCUGGAAAGGUUGAAUCGCGAGAUUCUUGCCGACAGUCAGCUCCCGUGGAAGAGAUUCGAGAUCAGGGAACACCACAAUCAGCAGGAUGAACUUGGUGUAUAUGCGACAGAGUACAUCGAGGAGGGGCGGAUCAUCUAUGCCGAGGAGCCAUCCGUCAGGGGCCAUCUCAAUAUAACCCGACAUGUGGACAUUCAUAACCGUCAGGCUACCAAACCAGACAGGUGUGACAACUGCCAUCGGGAAAUUGCAGGAAACCUGGAGGAUCAGUAUCAAAGCCGGACAGAUCGCGACUCUAUACUAAACGGGGAACAUGCCCACGCUUGUGCUUGUGCCUUCACUGUAGAUGAACCGACCUACUUCUGUCCAGGUCGCCAGGAGGACUCCCACGAGGAAGGUGGAGGGCAAGCUACUCGCGGAGCAUCUGAGGGAAAUGAGACAUGUCUGGAGAUUGCACGCAAGCUGUAUCAUUUUCGGACCUGUGGACGAAACUGGGCAUGGCUGCACGACGCCAUGCGGCAGAACUGGAACCGGCAUCGCACAGGAAAUGAAAAAAGGCCGACGCACAUUACUCAUACAUUCGAGGAUCACGGGACAGUCCUCAGCCUGGCACUGAGAGAGGUUUUUGAUAUGACCCUCUUGCGGCGACAGAGAAGCCGUAACCCAUACCUUCUCGCACACGAGCUCGAUGAACUCCUUCCACUGCAAGGCGAGCGCGACUGGGAAUGCCAACAGUUCCCUUUCACUUUAACCGCCAAUAUCCAAGUGCCCUUUGAUAUUUUGCUACGACUGGGAGUAGACAUCUUUCGCGAUCUGACCUUUGACACAUGGGUUAUCCAGAUUGUCCUCCGGAAACUCCUUCUCAGCGUUGUGCCAUGGGACGAAGAACGCCGAGAUCAAAACUACAAGGUGGAUGAUAAUAAAGCGGAGAGGAUCAAGAACGACAAUAGGAAGAAACAACGUGAUGCCGAGAGACGUGACGCUGAGAGACGCGAUGCCGAGAGACGUGGUGUUGAGACUCGUGAUGCUGAGCGACGUGAUGCACAGACACACGAUACUGAUGAGAGCGAUUAUGACGCGACAUUCCGCGCACUGUAUCUCUUUCCGGGCUUCGCCAUGUUCAACCACACGUGUACUCCACGGUACAACGCGGAGUGGGCGUUUGACAGUGAGAUCCCAAACCGGAUUGUCGUCUGGGCUGCUAAAGGAAUCAGCCCUCAAGAUGAGAUCCGUAUCCGCUAUCGCCAGCAUCCAUUGAGCGAGGACAAUGCCCGUCGGACACUCGGGGACCUCUGCGCCUGCACUCACUGUGAGCGCCGUAGAGAUUAUCGUCCCCCAGAUGAGACUGACGAGUCACCCUCGAGCGAAUACGGGCCGUCCGAGCCACAUAUGGAUCCCCGUAACGAUGGCGGCCGAGAAAGAGGUCGUACUAGCGGUAACAACACCUACAGAGGUGGUGAUAGGGACCAAGGGCCAGCACGGGAUGACGAGGAGGCUUCGACGGAGAUAGAAGACCACGAAACGCAGCCGGAGAGCAACGUCUCUCAUGAGGACAGUCUCGAAACAAGAAGUCGAGGCGGAAGCAGACAGGACAGUAGUGAACUGCCACAGGAGGAAUCUACUACGGACGUACGUAGUCAGUCUGAUCCCGUUUUGGAGAAGAUGACCCGCGGGCAAGUCGAGGCUAUCUCUCGGAAGCGCAAAAGGAGUGCAGAUGGCAGUGAGGACAUCGAGGUUUCGCAGGAGAGAGAUACCCGGAAAGCUUUUGCAGGAUACAAACGGCAGAAGCCAAGGGACGCGAGAGCCCCGCGAAAAUCGGCCUAUUUCCAAUGUCGUUCAUAGAGCGUGUCGGUAGCUUUCCCUUUCGGUUUACAAAUCGAGGUUUGGCGCAAUAUCUGAUCUCGUGGACAAGUCUGCUGGAUGUAGAUUAUUCAAUUGAUAUUCAAAGGUGGUCAGUGUGGUUAGUCUAGCAGU